AUGGACUUCUUCAAGCGAAUAUUCUCUCUCAGCGGCCGCCGCAAGAAAGACAAGCGAAAACAGUCGCAUGGCCCGCUCGUGACCGACGCCGAGGGUCGCAUCUUGCGCUCUGAGGACCAAGUGCCCGACACAGAUGCCACCCGUCUUCUGCGCUCUGCGUCGGCGCGCUGGGCAAGCACGGAUGCUGUCCAGUCGCUUGCUCCGCCUUCCGUAAAUCAUCUUUCCGUCCCAGCGUCGCCCGCACAAUCCCUUCAAACCCUUGCAAGCAGUCUUAAGCGCAGUAACACAUACUCCGUGCAAGUUCUUAGUCGCACCCAACACUCGCGCACCGAAUUCCCUAAUGCCAACCCCCGCAUUGACGACCGCAAGCAGCCUUGCACACCACAACAAACUCACGACCAGCAUAUAACUGACAACGCAGGUGAAGCAGCACCUGCAUUGCCUGCCAUGAAGGCCGUAACCUACACACCCCGAGACGAGAAUCGCCUGCGCGCGCUGCGCAGAGAUCCGUCCGUUCUCAGUCUGCUCAACAUGUAUGACAAUCACGGGCGGCUAGAUGAGCACGCUUUCUCGAACAGCCCACCGAACUCAGCGCCCAUUCAGGAGGGUCGCGAGCAGACUAAACGUGGUGGAUCGACCUUGCGCCAGCUUCUAGGGGACGCAGAGAUGCGCGGCGAAGCUACCGAGAGAGACAUCUCUUGGGCAGACCGCUUUCUGCAGCAAGCAGGGUCUGCAGUUUCAUCUACAUCAUCUCUCCCUCUGGUCACUCCUGACAACGCCGACAACGCUUUCAUUCACUGCGAUACCGCUUACAAUGACCGCAGCGCAUCUGCCGAAAACUCUAGUGAGCUCUUGGAUGGCCAUCCUGCGAUAUCAUCGCUGGAAGUGGAGGUCAGCGGUACGAGCGAUGUUCUGGACCCAGAUCAACCCAUUCCUGUCGCCGACAAUCCUGUCACAUCCCCCAAGACACCGCAGCAAGCAAACCACGUUUUUGGCUUCUUGAGCGAACGUCGUCGCUCAGUACGCUCCCAAACAGGGUCCGCGUAUGGGUUCUCGACGAUCACCCUGCCGCAGCUCGAUAGCGCGUCCACUUCAAGUCAACCCUCUCAGCCCACAUCAGACUCGAGCCCGCAAACGCCGUCUUUUGAGGAAUCACAUUGGCAUACCAACAUCUCGCACGCCGAGGUCAAGACUGCUACGGUGAUGAAAUUGUCUACUGCCCCCGCUGCUGUCUGCAGUCAGGCCAUCAUCGGCGCAAAGGCGCCCGUAUCGGCGACUGCACCAAGCGUUGCAGAAGCACCCAUGCACAAGCUGGAGUUUCUCGAGUUCCCCGAACUGCAGCGUGCGACAACGGGUUCGUCGGUGCAUAGCAAUGUCACACGCAGGAGCAGCACUGCGCAACCCUCUCGCAUCCCCCGCGGUCCUCGUCCUCGGCGCUCGAAACAGUCACUUAGCCGUGACCUUCGCCAAUCGCAAACCGAACUGCCUCUCGACCUGCAACGGCAGCUCGAGAAUACGGUCACGGAUACCCAGCUCGGCCGAACGGCAUCGGGACAAAGCCAGCGCCCCGGGAGACCGUACGGGCCCCGCGCGGCGGAGUCCUCCAAGAGUGUUGACACGUUCACUGCUGUUGUGCCGCGCAAGCACCGACGCAGCACCUCGCGUACCUCUCUUGUCAACGAUCAGUACAACGACGUUGAGGAGAUACCUCCGCCUCUACCUCCGAAGUCUGCUGCCUCACGCGCUCAGCGCAGCGCGCAUAGGAAGAAGCCCCCGCGCGCCCCGCGGGAUGACGACAAAGAGAACAGCGACGUAACACCGAACCCGAGUCCUGCACUAGCCCGUUCGAAGAGCGCGGCUAUGCCUGGUGCGAGUGUAUCUGGACCUUCGACGCCGACGCGCACACGUUCGGUGCUUGACGCACGAUACCGCAACGACCUGGCGGAUGUCCCCUCACCUGCCUCUUCAUCGGAGCUAUCACCCAUCGCAAAGGACAUGAUGGACAAUCUUCGCAAGCAGCGCUUGCGACUUCAGAAUGUCGCGCGUAGGUCCGGUAGGGGCCUUCGCUCAGCAUCAUAG
Messenger RNA from Fomitopsis serialis, 2079 nucleotides. RefSeq lists its product as uncharacterized. Bases 1 to 2079 code for a protein of 692 amino acids. Lineage: Eukaryota; Fungi; Basidiomycota; Agaricomycetes; Polyporales; Fomitopsidaceae. The record is from RefSeq and is a predicted model, not a curated record. The transcript has 3 exons.